AUGCGGCCCUAUCAGUUGGAUGGUCUCACGUGGUUGUGUCAACUGUGUGUGGCACAUGUGAAUGGAAUCUUGGCUGAUGAAAUGGGGUUGGGAAAAACUCUGCAAACAAUCAGUUUACUCACCACAGUGACGAGCAAGGGUUGGGUGCAUCCUCCUCACAUGGUCGUGGGGCCCAAGACUACCCUACUUAACUGGGCGGGGGAGUUCAAGAGGUUCUGUCCGUCCAUGCGUGUAAUUCUUCUGCAUGGCACUCAUGAUGAGAGGCGGGAGACCAUUGAGGAGUAUCUUAUGGACGUUCCACAGCCGAAGUCUUUCGAUGUUCUCUUGACCACCUUUGACGUUUGCCGUAUAGAAAAGGCGGCUCUGAGGAAAAUCCGUUGGGGGUACUUCGUCAUGGACGAGGCCCACCGGAUCAAGAAUGAGCAGAGCUCUCUGUCCCAAGUCGUGAGAUCGUUCACUACACAACGGAGGUUGCUGCUCACCGGGACACCACUUCAGAAUAACCUCCAAGAGCUCUGGGCACUCCUGAAUUUCCUCAUGCCCAGUGUAUUCACCAAUGCUAAGCAGUUCGACGGAAUGCUAGAGAGGAUCUCCCAGGAGCACGAAAGUCGCGAUGUUAUCACCGUCCUGCAUCGUAUUCUGAGGCCGUUUAUGCUGAGGAGGUUGAAGUCCGACGUGGCGAAGGACCUGCCAGAGAAACGGAGCGUGUAUGUCUUCGUCCCGGCAACAGAAAUGCAACGGACACUGUAUCGCGACCUGCUGAUGAAGAAUACGGUAUUGUCCACCGAGUCACUGAGUGGGCAUAAGAUGCGACUGUUGAAUACAUUGAUGCAGCUACGAAAGUGCUGUAAUCAUCCCUAUCUAUUCGAAGGCAUGGAGCCAGGACCGCCCUAUUUCGAUGGUCCUCAUCUCUGGGAAAAUUCUGGUAAGCUCCGCGUGGUAGACAAGUUGCUCGAGCGGUUAGCGGUCCCGGGACCACAGGGGAAGAACCAGGUGCUUAUCUUCACACAAAUGACUAGGAUGCUAGACAUAAUGGACGACUACCUCCGACUGAAGGGCUACGGUUAUUGCCGCAUCGAUGGUGACACUGCCAUGAGUGACAGGCAAGCGAUGAUCGAUGAUUUCACUAGGCCAGAUAGUGACAAGUUUGUGUUCAUCCUCUCUACCCGUGCUGGUGGCCUCGGCAUCAACCUGAAUACAGCAAACUACGUCAUCAUAUAUGAUUCUGACUUCAACCCUCAGAUGGACUUGCAGGCUAUUGAUAGAGCUCAUAGGAUCGGCCAGAAGCGGCAGGUGACGGUGUAUCGUCUGGUAACACAAGACACUGUUGAGGAGAAGAUAGUCGAACGAGCGGCCAAGAAAAUGCAGAUUGACAAUCUCGUGAUACAGAAAGGGAAGUUCAACCAGGCCCGGGCUAGCAACGCUCCUACGAAGGAUGAAGUAUCUCAGAUCAUCCGCUUUGGAGCACAGGAGGUAGUCAUAGUUGACCCAUCACAAGGACAGCAAGAGGUUGACAUCGACGCUAUACUGAGGACAGCUGAAGAGAGGACGGCCGAUAUUGAUGCGCAAAUGGCAACCCUGUCGGAGACUCUGAAUAUCAAUAGUCUGUCUUUGGACGGCAGCGUUCUUGAUGCUCAUAAACCAGCUGUGAAGGACGAUCAGGAGACUCCAACAGAUGAGGACCUCCCAGAGGAACUCAAAUUGGUAGGUAGUGGUGUAGUUGGGGAGCCAUGGGGUUGUCAGGCGGCCAAGGGCAUAUACGACAUCGGUCCACGUGUGAGGAAAGAGCGCUUUCAGUUGGUGGAAGACCAUCCCGCACCGAGGAAGAAGCGGGCAAGGGUCCCGGAGUGGCGGGCAGAAGUUGGAGGAGGGUACGAUCAUCAGCUGUAUAACUCUAAGAGGCUGGAUGAGCUAGACAAGAUAGAAUAUGCGUGGAACAAGUACAUGGCCGGGGGAUCGGCUCCCAAGUCGGAGGAGUCGGUCACUGCGUCGCCAAGCCCUUCGGAAGGAGAGAGCGAAGUGGACCAACAGACGAAUGAUACACCACCUGCUGAGUUCACUGGUGCGAUGAAGGCUGAGAAGAAACGGUUGUUAGCUGAGGGCAUUCCGCACUGGUCGAAGAAGCAGUUCAACGCCUUCGUUCGGGGCUGCAAGACGUAUGGUAAGGACAAGUUGGCGAAGAUAGCUGAGGAGAUCGAAGACAAGAGCCUGAGCGAGGUACGUAUGUUCCACCAGGCGUUCUUUAGUCGAGCGGAGAAGAUGAUGGGGAAAGCGGGAGGUCGUAUAAUUCAAGACAUCGACAAAUGUACACAACAAGUUCAGGAGCUACAGGAGAGCGUGGAGGCGCUCAAUAAUCGCAUUGAAGAAUUCGAUGGCAACGUUUGGUCGGACCUCAAACUACCAGCGGACCAUGCUGACAACAGAGCGAAUCGGAAAGUGCAUAUAGAUGGAUCCAAUCAGUUCGAGAGGUUCUGGUCGGAGGCUGAGGACCGAGCUUUGAUGUGCGCCUUGUACAAAUGUGGUUAUGGGAAAUGGGAAGAGAUACGAGUACUUUUGCGCUAUUCAGUAGUGCACCAGUUCAACUUCAAUUUGCAGUUGCGGACAUCAGAUCAAAUCAAGAAGCGUUGUGAUCAGCUGAUGUCUAUGAACUGUACGAUCGUGACCAUUGACUCGGACAUUAACUCGUCCAUUUCAGUCAAGGAAGAGAAAGCGGCUCUCGAGGAAGCUCUGCGGGCGGCCGCAUCGGCAAAGAAGAAGCGCAAGCACCAUAAGGACAGUGCUCAGAAAAGCUCGGCCAAGAAGUCUCGAAAACGGGAGCAUGAUGAGAACGGGUCUCCCGCAUCCCAACCGAAGAAGAAGGCGAAGACUCGAGGCAGCAAAUCUAAUGCUACUCCUUCCCGAUCUCGAGGCAGCCAGAAUGAGCUCGCAUCUGUCAAGUCAGCGAAUUCCGGAGCCUCCGGGAAGAAGAGGAAAAGCAGCAGCACUAAACGUAAAACUCCUAAAGCGAAGUGA
This is a messenger RNA of Perkinsus marinus ATCC 50983, 3012 nucleotides long. RefSeq names its product Chromatin remodelling complex ATPase chain Iswi, putative. The transcript has 27 exons. Gene Ontology annotation, molecular function: ATP-dependent chromatin remodeler activity; chromatin binding; ATP binding. Gene Ontology annotation, cellular component: chromatin; nucleus. Bases 1 to 3012 code for a protein of 1003 amino acids. Gene Ontology annotation, biological process: regulation of transcription by RNA polymerase II; nucleosome organization. The record is from RefSeq and is a predicted model, not a curated record. Lineage: Eukaryota; Perkinsozoa; Perkinsida; Perkinsidae.